Cuscuta europaea is the source of this 29231-nucleotide messenger RNA. The record is from the annotation of a GenBank genome assembly. Lineage: Eukaryota; Viridiplantae; Streptophyta; Magnoliopsida; Solanales; Convolvulaceae.
GUCUGAAUCUCACCAAACCCUCCUGAAACAUCAUCCGCGAGAAGUGAUAAGCAACGAGCCGCAUCCGUUUCCACCUGAAGGUCAACAAUCCCUGUCUUCAUCGCCAUCUCAGAAGAAAACACCAAAGCUCUCAACUCCGCCUCCUCACUCGAGUCAGCCUGUAUCUUGAAGCAGGUGGCCCAAACGAACUCACCAGACUGAUCUCGUAGAAUUGCACCUCCUGUUUCCGAACUGGACUCACUGGAGGGCAGACCUUUGUUGGAGAAUGAUGACAGUGUACUCUCCGAGGGGCGGCGAUGGUGUAAAACUUGAUGGAUGGUGGCAGAGGCACCAUUAGCGGAGGUGUCGACCUCUUGGAGGCAGCCUGCGCAAUGGCACACGGAAACCUGCACAUCAAAGGGGAACGUCAUCUGCGCAACACAGACCCCUGCAUCGACACACGACUAAGGCAACAGAUUCAUCCAACAGAACCACACAAACUGUUUGAAAGAUUGAAUUGAAGGAUGUAAUCUAGUCAUCUUAUAUCAUUUUCCCUGUUUAUGCAGAUAAGGCGAUCGUCGAUGGCUUUUAAAAUGGUCUCCACUGUAGAGUGUUCCUUUUGAACGUAUGACGAUGCCUCCUGAAGAUUUUGCUCUAGCUGUUCCUUCAUCUUUAGCAGCUGUUCUUUGAUUAUCUUCAGCGUUCCACCACAAUAUUUCUCAAUUUCAUUAACCACCAUCAGACGUUUUUCGUUCUUGUGGUUGAGAUAUGUGACUGCUGGCGGUGUGAAGAAGAUGUGGUAAGCUGGAAAGUCUUCGAGUUCUGGACCAUACAGUCUUGGCUUUGUAAGAUUUGUUUUUGUCAAGUUGCACUCAAUAGCCAUCUGUAGGUCGUGAGAUGAGUGCACUCUGAUUUGUCUGAGCAUGAAUCUUUUGAUUGCUGUAAGGCCUUCGCCGUAUGUUUUGCUUUGUCUGACUGGAAGGUAUCGAUAAACCAUAAACAUUUGAUAGAUGUCGUCUGAUUUAAGCAUGAUGAAAUCAUUUUCUUGGCAAGUAAAUUCACUCCCAUCAAUGUUGGAUUUCAAAUCUUGUUCCAUCAGCUUUCUUUGAGUACCGGUUGACCUUUGCAACAACAUAUGUAGAUGACCUCCAGCCUGCUUUCCUUUGGGAUGGGUGAGACCUCGCAGUUUCAGUUCAUUCAAUGGUUUGACUUUGUCUGGUCUACGCCAAAUAUGCUCUCUGAUUUCCUCUUGGAAAGGGUUUUGAUUCGUACAUUGUCCCAAGGUUUCUCUGUCCUAGGAAGUCUUCCCGCCGAUUGUCUGACGACAGAUUCAAGUACUUUCUGAGAUUCCUUGUAGUUCUCCCCUUCCUUUCGUUCAUCGUUCUCGAGUCUGAUAAUAUCUUCUGCACAUUUGUUGAUGAGUUCUCGUAGGAACCAUUUCCUCUGCAUAUCUUCACAUUCUUCAUCCUGCAUGAUUUGAUCCAUCUCCGUCCACUGUCUGGGCCAUUUGUCGUGAAUAAUGAUAUCUUCUAGUUGAUCAUGCAUUUCAUCUGACGACAGAAUGGUAGUGGCAGGUUGACCUUUUGGAGAUGGAGGCCUGUUGAACGAAAUACCCGAUUCACUAGGAUUUCCCGUUGUCAUCAUCUUUGAACUAAGUUCUAACUGAUGGCCUGAUGUAAAAGAUGUACCAGUGGUAGCAUCAUCAGGACUUCCAUCCCCUCCUCGGUUAGUAUUUCUAGGAGAUACGCCUCGGGAUAUUGCGUCUAGCUCGACCAGGCUAGAGAUUUUGGCUGCGGGUGGUGGCUGUUGGUUGGUAGAGGUUUCUGGUUGAAUGGGCUGUGGAGUUUGGUUGGCUAAAGCAGUUUGCUCAAGUGGUCGUGGCCGCUUGUUCUCCCCCUCAUGAGGAUCCGAAUCAUCGGGGUCCUCAUGGGAACGUUUGCGACCACGAGGACUGUCCUUGCAUUUGCUUUUGGUUUCAGGGAAAGAAAGGAGUGCUUCGAGAAUGGCUUGCUGGUGGAGGGUAAGAUUGGCUUCAGGGAUGUUUAGAAGAUGGUCCACCAAAGCCGAUGCCAGGGUUUCGAAAGGUAGUGAGGAGAGAUCGAUAGAUGGUGUGGUCGGGCGUGGGGAGAAUACUAGUUCCUCGAGAAUGUGAAAGAAUGAGUAUUUGGUUGAUGGAUUGGUGAGAUAGGGGGUGGAGGAUACUGGUUGUGUAUGGGAGAUGAAGGGUUCGGGUGAAGGUUGGGGUGGGGGUUGUUCAGACUGAACCGCUUGGGUGGUCCUACAUUCCUGUGCUAGAGCGGUCAUUGCAUCUUGCACCCAUGGUUUGAUGGUGGAAUCUAGGAAGCGAUUUAGCAGAACGUUGACGUCUUCAAAGGUUGGGUGUCUAGUUACGCGGGUUGUAACUGUUGUCACAACAUCAGUGCAGAUAGCUGAUGUGUGGCCUGCGUGCAAUGAUGGGAUUAAUGAGGGCAUAUAAGAACUUCCAACCGUCAUAGCUUGCGCUCUGAUUGUUGCGUUCAGGGUGUGUGCACCUGUAUGUGCUGUGAAUAGUGUAGGUGUCCUAGAAAAAGAAGAAAAUGUAGGAAAUGUGACACCUAGAUUCGAUGUGUUUGAAGAAGGGGUUUUGACCUCGGGCGAUAGGUCAAUAAUACGCUCAACUGAUUCGGAAGGAACCAGUGAGGGGGUUGAUUCCCGUGCUUUUGAAACGAUAGCCUGUUGGGAGGCUAUCGAGUGGCUAGGUGAGGGCUGUGCUUGCGCAGUUGAGCCAGAUGCUGCGACUUCUACUCGGGAACCGAAAAGAUCGGCUCCUGUACUUAGGGAUUCGGCUCGGCUUAUCUGGAUAAAUGGAUCACAUCCGGCGAAUAUGUGCUCGUCAGCCUUAUCUAUGAGGCUCUUUCUGACGCGAGGUUGGGGCUUUGACUUAGCAGCUUUGUCAUUUUUAAUCUUAGCCCUUAUCUAUGGGCUGCUUCAUCAUAGUCAUCCUUGGAGCUGUUUGUUUCUCUGUGAUCGCUUUUUGAUGUUUUCAGCUCUUUGAUGGUGAAGAGUUUUGGUCUGCCUGCGAUUAUUGGUGCUGCGUCUUCAGCAGUGAUCUUCUUUGGAGAUUCGACAGACAACUUUCUUUUUCGGAUUAGAGCAUAUGUGUGCUCAACGUCAUCACUGUCAUUAUCACCACCAUCAGAGCCAGACUCCUCGCUAUCCGUACCCACGCUCUCGGAUGCCUCAUCGUCAGUGUUAGUUUGGGCAUCACUCGAUGACUCCUCGGCAGAUUCCUCAUCGUCUGUUUCGGUGCCCUCAGCCGUCUGACUCGUCUCUAGAGAGUCGUCAGACUUUCCUUCAUGGGGCAAACGGACCAUUGGUUUCUGUGGCUUCUGGACUUUCUUAGGACCCUUACCUACACUCGGCUUUGUCCUCGAGGUAGGUCCAACUGGGUUUUGCUGAACCAUAUGGACAGUUCUCUCAAUAUUUUCUUGGUACUGUUGCACUGCCGGAUUUGAUGGUUUGACGAGUUGGAGCAGAAACCCAGGAAUCCGCAGACCCAUGACAUGAUUUUUAUCUGCUUUGAAGUACUGCAGCUUGGGGUGGAGGUGUGCUCUGUCAUGCAAUCAUGAAUGAUCAGCCCUAGCCACCUUGCGUAUGGGAUGGUACCUAGACUGUUUUUCUCCUUUGAUUUGACCAAGUUCAUCAGCUCUGAGAAUAAGAGCUGUGCCAUGUCGUAGUUUUUGUUGAAUGCAAUGCCGUGAAAGAUUAGCAGGAUCUGCUUGUUGCACUUGUCAAACCCGGCAUGCUUUGGCGACAGGCAUUUAUUCACCAGUCCGAUUAGACUCUUCCACGGGUGAUGGAGAUAGGCUCCGUUGAAGUUUGACAGUAGUGGCAGUAGUGAGGUGUAGCCGAGAGAUGCCACGUCUUUGAGUAGAUCAGGGAUGGAUGGCAACGCAUCAUACGUGUCGUGAACUGGCAGCGCUAGUGUAGAUCGCAGUGUUGAUGGCGUCAGGAUUACGCGCAUUCCAUUCAGUUUUGUCUUGAUUUUGGAGCGAUCCUUCACUGAUUCAGUAUGCAUGUGGCCCCAAAAUUGUUGUAGGUAUAUCUCUGACACUGGUUUGGCGUUGUGAAGUGCAUGCCAGAGAUAGUGACCUUUCAUUAUGGCUGGAAUGACUGGAUUCUGGCACUUGAAGACGUUGAGGUCUAGCUGGAAGUUGUUGUCCAACACCUUGACCCACUUGCCCUUAGGCUAGAUGGCGUCGUCAAUCUGUGUUUGAGUUGUACCUGCCAUUAUGAACUGUAAAAGUAGGGGGUCAGCAUAUUAAUUCAAAGGUUUGAUUGCUCUGAGAUUAGAUUGAAAGAGUUUUGGUUUUUGCAGGAUUCAGACAAUUUAUGCAAGUGGAUUUUUAGAAAAAACAGUUCAAGUCCAAAUCUCGAGAUCCAAAUCUCGAGAUCAAGAUUUCGAGAUCCAAAUCUCGAGAUCAAGAUUUCGAGAUUCAAAUCUCGAGAUCUCUCGCGAAAAUGAAUCAACGAACUCGAGAUCUGGAGAAGUGAAUCUCGAGAUCAUAAAAUCUCGAAAAGAUGAUUCCACCUGCAAAAACAUAAGCAAUAGAUACGAAAACCGAUAUACAUUGUGAUUUCGACCUUGAAAUUAAACUUAAAAAUCGCUUUUUUUUUGAUUUUUUACGAACGAUUUCGAGAGGAUUUUUCGUUUGAAAACAGAGUAGAUGGCGAUGGCGAAGGAGAAGGGAGGUGCCAAGAAACGUUCGCCGUUAAACUACCUUUUCAAAAAACUGAGAUGGAGAGAAGUUGGAGAUGGAGAGAAUUUUAGAAGAAGUCGAGGAGCUCUGAGUUUGCGAGAAGCUGAAAGCGAGAAAACAGUGAGAAGGGACGGAAGCGUUUUCGCGAGGCUUUAAAUACGCGAGAAAGGUUGGGCCUUAACAGUUCAGCCCGAAUUUAUGGGUUAGCAAAGAAUUUCAAUUUAGAAGGAUUUAGAGGCCCAAAGUCAGUAAAAAUUAGAGCUCUCCCCCUCAAACAGUGAGAAUUUUCUUUUUCUCCCCCCCCCCCCCCAAAACAAAAUGCAACAAAUAAUAUGUACAAAUGCAACACACACACUAUUUUUUUGUUCUUUUUCGGAUUUUCUCCCCCUCAACACAUGCAACGCACACACACUAUUUUUUGUUCUUUUUCGGAUUUUCUCCCCUCAGCACAUGCAACACACACACACUAUUUACAGAUCACACUCACACACGCUUUUUACAAGUCCCACACACACACUUUUCAGACCGGUGGAGAUUAAAUUUAAACAGACUCGAGGUUCAACAUGCCCAACUUGGAGACCAGGAACUGGAAUCUUUUUUCAUCCAAUGCCUUAGUAAACAAGUCAGCCAGUUGAAGCUCUGAGCUUACAAAGUACAUAUCAAUGUCUCCUUUCUCUACGUGAUCCUUGAUGAAAUGAUAGCGCAUAUCAAUGUGUUUGGUGCGGGAGUGGUGAACCGGAUUGCUUGUGAUGUCGAUGGCGCUUUGAGAGUCACUGUAGAUCGGGAUAUGGCGGAAUGUGUAACCGUAGUCCUGGAGCUGAGUCUUCAUCCAUAAUAUUUGUGAACAACAACUAGCAACCGCGACGUAUUCGGCCUCAGCUGUAGAUGUUGACACACAAUUCUGCUUUUUGGAAGACUAGCAGGCUAGCUUCUCACCCAAGAAUUGGACGGCUCUCGAUGUACUUUUGCGGUCCAUCCGGCAACCAGCAAAAUCAGCGUCCGAGUAUCCGACUAGAUCAAAGCCUGAAUGCUUGGGAUACCAAAGGCCUAGAUUCACCGUGCCUUUGAGAUAUCUUAAAAUUCGACGUACAACAGUCAGAUGAGAUUCCUUCGGAUUGGCUUGAAACCGAACACAUAAGCAUGUGGAGAAAACAAUGUCAGGCCUGCUCGACGUGAGAUACAUCAAAGACCCAAUGAUGGCCCUAUAAUUCGUAGCAUCAACUGGCUUCCCGGAAGGGUCUGAGUCCAGUUUAUUGUUUGGGGACAUAGUAGGGAUGGACUCGGGUCCGGGCCGGGUCCGGGUCGGGCCUAGGCCCGGGCGGGCCGGCGGUUCAAGAAUAGUGGACCCGGGACCUACAAUGAUGGCCCUAUAAUUCGUAGCAUCAACUGGCUUCCCGGAAGGGUCUGAGUCCAGUUUAUUGUUUGGGGACAUAGUAGGGAUGGACUCGGGUCCGGGCCGGGUCCGGGUCGGGCCUAGGCCCGGACGGGCCGGCGGUUCAAGAAUAGUGGACCCGGGACCGGCCCGGGUAGCCACCGGGUCCGGCCCGGGUAGCCACCGGGUCCGGUCCGGGCCAGGCCGAGCCUCCGGUUUGGAUUUUUUUUUGCUUUCCUAACCACCCCAUCACCCCCCACCCUCCCAAACCCCUCAAACCCAUCCUACCCAUCAAGCCCAACCUGGGUGGAACCCCAAAAAUGAAAAAAAAAUAAAAAAAAUCAAUUUGGCCCGGGCCUGACCCUGCCGGGCCGGUUCACCAAAAUUGAGAACCGGGCCGGUCCCGGUCCCGCACAGUAGCGGGCCGGUCCGGUCCACGGGCCGGGUGGCCCGACCCAAGUCCAACCAUAGGACAUAGGGGUCGUCAUGGAAGAUUUGCCUUCAAUGUCAUAUCCAAAAUGUAUUUGGACUGGUUGAUGAAAAUGCCAUCAGAGAGUUGUCUUACUUGCAGGCCUAAGAAGAAGUUAAGUUCACCCAUCAUGCUCAUCUCGAACUUUAUUUUCAUCAGUUUCUCAAAAUGUUGGCAUAGGCGCGAAUUUGAUGAGGCAAAGAUGAUGUCAUCGACAUAGAUCUGAAUCAGAAUGAUGUCAGAUUUCUGUCGCUUGAUAAACAGAGUAGUAUCAAUCUUUCAUUUGGAGAAACCUGAAUCAAUCAGAAAUUCGGUCAAUGCAUCGUACCAAGCUCUGGGUGCCUGUUUCAGCCCAUAGAGAGCUUUCUUGAGUUUGUAUACAUGGUCUGGGAAUUUUGGAUCUACAAAUCCUUCAGGUUGAGCAACAUAGACUUCUUCUUCUAAAGUCCCAUUUAGAAAAGCUGUUUUCACGUCCAUCUGAAAGACGGUGAAGUUUUUGUGCGCUGCGUACGCAAGAAAGAGGCAGAUUGCUUCAAUUCUAGCUACGGGCGCAAACGUUUCAUCGUAGUCUAUGCCUCCCUGUUGAUGAUAUCCCUUUGCGACCAGCCUUGCCUUGUUCCUUACAACUGUUCCUUCUUCAUCCUUUUUAUUUUUGAAUACCCACUUCGUGUCAAUGAUAGUCUUUCUCUGAGGCUUGGGUACCAGUGACCAUACAUCCACUCUGCCAAACUGAUUGAGUUCAUCUUGCAUCGCAAUCACCGAAUCUGGAUCAAGUAGUACAUCAGAGACCUUUGAUGGUUCUGACUGGCUUAGGAAGCAUGCGAAGUGGCAUUCAUUCAUCGUUGCGGAUCUUGUGCGCACACCUUGACUCGGAUCACCUAUUAUCUGAUCAACGGGAUGUGAUCUCGUCCAUUUCCUCUCAUGAGCUAGAGGAGUUGGAGUAAUGAUUGGUUGAUCUCAGUCCUGAUAGGGGUUUGAGGUCUCUGGAGCAGCUGUGGUGUGCAGUGGAGAUGAUUCUGGACUUGUAGCAAAACCGUGAUCAUCCACACCUCUGAGAUUGGAUUGAGGGGUUGAGGGUGUGGAUGGUACAUCGUCUGGACCUGUGAGAAGCGGAAUCUCUGCUGUUGGAGUUGAUGUUGAAGCUGGUGUGCAUGGAAGAGGUGGAGAUUGUGAGUUCUCGUAGAAGUUUCUGAAAAGAGAAUCGAGAAUCACAUCUUCGUGUUCUGUGUUUGGUUCAGAUUUAUCAGAAGCCACUGGUACAACAUGUGAUGGAUCAGCCUGUAGAUGUUCGAUCACGAAGUCUGUCAUUUCAUAGAAUGUAACAUUUACACUCUCGAUGACAGUGCGCUUGUCUCUUAGAUAGACUCUGUAAGCUUUGGACUGCAGUGAGUAGCCAAUAAACACGCCUUCUCUGGCUUUGGGGUCCAGCUUACUUCUCUCUGUCCGAUCAUUCAGCAUUAAGCACUUGCAGCCAAAAACCUUGAAGAAAGAAAUGUCAGGAGUUCUGUUGAAGAGAAUUUCACACGGAGUCUUGUCGAAGCGUUUAUGGAUGGAAGUUCUGUUCUGGGUGAAACACGCCGUAUUGAUUGCCUCUGCCCACAUGAAGUGAGGCAGACUGGAUUGGAUUUUUGAACUCGGUACCAUUGUCAGUUCUUACCAUUCGAACACUGUGCUGUUGCAGUUUCUGGAUGGUCCUGAUAAAGGUCAUAAUGUUUUCUGCAGCCUCGUCCUUUGAACGGAGAAAUUUUGUCCAUGUGUACCUAGAGAAGUCAUCAACGAUCACCAGAGUGUAUUUGCGACCGUUGAUGCUUUGGACUCUCAUAGGUCCACAGAUGGAAGUUCAGAUGGGAGAGACGUCUGGGAGAGACAGCAGACAGAUGGAAGUGGUGGAUUGUACGCUUUUCAGAUCAAUAGUGUACAGAUUUGAUGUUCUGUAACACGUUAAUAAUGUUUUCCCCAUGCUGUCUAGAACACAGCAUUGCUUUGCAAAGAACCUCACUUCUAUCCCGCUGUCACAGAAUUGCCCUAUGCUCAGUAAGUUGUGUUUGAGCCCUUUGACAAAUGAAACAUCUUUGAUAGUGACACUGACACAGAUGACGUCCCCAUACCCAAGAAUAGAAGAUGAGGCGUCAUUCCCAAAUCUGACAUUGCCUCCGUAACAGUUGGUGUAGUUGCUCAAUAGGUGUUUUAUUCCGGUCAUGUGUGUUGAGCAUCCUGAGUCUAAGUGCCACACAUGACCGUCCUGCAAAACAAUCAAACAGAUUUAGGUACCCAUCUUGGAGUGGGUCCUUCCUUAUUAACAAAUAUCACCUUUCUAAAUCUUGCUUUUAGCUGUGAUCCAAGGUCAACAGCUCUUUCAACAAAAGAUCUUUCUCUUGUGGUCUCUCCAAUAGCCAGAUCUGCUUUUGCAGUGAGUUUGGUUUUUGGAGCCCACUUAGCAAUUUCCAUUUUAGUGGGUCUGAUUUUGUGAACCCACCUUUCCGUUUUAGUCUUGGUGGGUCUGUUCUUGGGGACCCACCUUUCAGGUUCAGUUUUGGUGGGUCUGCAUUUGGGGACCCACCUAUCUGUUUCAGGCUUGGUAGGUCUCAUCUUGGGGCUCCCAUCUUUCGGUUUCAGUUUUGGUGGGUCUUAUCUUGGGAACCCACAUUUCAGUUUUAGUUUUGGGAGAAGAGUAGACAUGAGCUUUGUGAUUGAAUGGUUGUUUCUUAAGUUUGGUUUUAAAAAUUUCUUCUUUAGAAAGCCGAUUAAGAUGUUUCCUUGAAUGAACUCGAAGAGCAUAUUUCAUAUCAGGUAUACAAAAUAUUCCCUUAGAAGUUCUGUUCUCGGUUUCUCUUUUUGGUUUGAGCUUUCUGUGAGACUUUGCUUUAACAACAUUCACAUCACAUUCAUAAUUAUGGGGGUCUGGAACAAAAUAACAAUAAGCAAUACUUGAAUUAUGAAUUGAACGAUGUCUAGAAGAAGUCUCAGAAAUAUUCAGCUUGGGACUCAAGACUGAACUACUAGAAGUUUGUUUCUCAGAGACAGAAUUACAAUUAACUUUUGAAUAAAAAAUAGAACUAGAUCUAGGACCGGCUUUAUUAUCAAAAACUUUCUUUUUGCCUUCUGCGAUUUCCUCCCUCUUCUUCCUCCACUCACUCUUCUCUUCUCCUUCCUUCUUCACUUCAUUUCCUGUAAACAAAGGAGAAGAGAGAUGAGUGGACGAACCUUUUAAAAACUUGGUUUUCAUUGGUGAGGUGUGUGAACUGUCAGACUUAUUAUUAGAAGUAGAAGGGGCUGUUUUAGCAUGAUACUGCUCACUUAAUUCAUUGAACUUUUGAAGAAGUUCCUGCCAGUUGCUCUCAAAACCUCUCUUUUCAGUUUCAAAUCUCUCUCUCUCGUUAUCAAGAGUUUUCUGGAGGUUUUUGAGUUUUUGAGCCAUAGGAAAAAUACAAGGUUCCUCUCCAGUUUUAGAGAUACCUACUAUUGGGGGUGGGUCUAGAGGAUGUCCUAUGUGUGGAAUAUCUUUUGCAUAAGGGUCAAGACAUUCACUAAAGCAGAAACUAGAUUCUUCUUGUGAAAGUUGUUUUUCAUUAACAGAGGGAUAAUCACAAGAAAUCGCAGCUUUAAGGUUCUUUCUCUUUUCUUCUUCUGCUUCACCGUUUUCAUCAUCACUUCGAAAAUACAUUUUCUCACCAAACCCUAGUCCCAUUAAUCUUUGUUAUAGAUUUGAAGACAAUUAACUUUCUUUAGAUUACAUGGGUUGGUUAUGCCCAGUCCUAUUCUAGGAUUGUAAAAUCGGUCAUCCUUUAUUCGAUUAAGAAAAAUUGUCUGUUCAGACUGACCUCUCUUAGCAGCUAGAUCCUCUAGUUCUUUUAUUUUGUUUAAGAGUGUUCUUCUCUUAUUAUGCAAAAAAUCGCAUUCAGCCUUUGCUGUGCUUUUUUCUCGUUUACUAUCCUCAAAUUUCUUAGUUAAUUCAGCUAUCUUAAGUUCAAAACUUUCAAAAUCUGAGGACACCUUUUUGACCUGAUCUUUCGCAAUUUCAAGUUGAACACUUAGAAAAGACUUUUGGUCUAGAUUCUGUUUCAGUACCCUGUGAUUAUUGUCUAAUCUCUCCUUUAGUUCUUUAAUUAGAUUGUCCUUCUCAUGUAAGGACUGAUUUUGAUUAUUUAAAGGAGUAUGAGAGGUACUUACAGAGAUUGUUGAGCAUUCACUUUCGGGGAUCGCAGCAUCACCCUUUCUUUCAUCUUUUUCCUCCACUCGUGCCAUCAGGGCAUAGUUUUCUUCCUCCUCCUCCUCAUCAGAAGUAUCUUCUGCCCAGUUAUCAUACUCAGCAAUCAUUGCAGAAGUUUCUUCUUCUUUCUGCACCAUCAGCAUUUUCUGCUUAUUCCACAGCAUCUUCUGCUUAUAGAAGUUUGCAUCCUUCUUCUUUGGGAGGCGGCAGUCUUUGAUGACAUGUCCAGCCUUUCCACAAUUGUAGCAUUUGGGAGAAUCUUUAGCUGAUGGAGCCUUCCUAGAAGAUCAUUGUUCAUGGUUCUUCUGUUUGUAGUUUGGGGUGGAAGUUCUAAGCUUGUUGGAGGAGCUGCUCUUCUUUGCAAAUUUCUUGGCAAGCAGUGCCAUCUUUUUUCUGUAAGUCUGCAAGCUCAGCCUCCAGAUCAGAUUUGUCGUCAUCACUUUCAUCAUCAUCUGAUUCAACCACCAUCAUUUUUCUUCUUCUUCUUCUUCUUCAGUGGUGUGGUUGUCCUUCGGGGCUGGGCUUCCAUCACUAGAGCCAGGGGAUUUGUGCUGUGAUGAUCCUCGGCACAGCCAACCUCAUUGACAAAUUGCUUCAAAUGUUCAUAUAGAGUGCAGAGGUCAAUUUCAUCCAAGUCAAUCCGAGAUCUAACAUCCUUCACUGUCUUUUCCCAUGCAGGAUGUAAGCUGGAUAGGUAUCUUAUAUUCAGUUCCAAGUUGGACCUGAAUACUUUGAUUUUUCUAAGUUCAUUGACCAGUUGGACGAGUCUGUUGUAAGUCUCAUUCAAUGGUUCUCCCGAGCCAGUUUUGAAGGAGUCAUAAGCAAUAAGAAUUGUUGUCUUCUUGGUUUUAAGGCUAAUGCUUGUGCCUUGGAACAGUUUCUCUAUCUCAUCCCACAUUUCCUUUGCUGUUUGCAUGCUAUCGAUGAGAACAUAUACUUCGUUAGGGAUUGCUUGAAGGAGGUACGUCUUGGCCAUGAGAUCACUUCGAAGCCUGAGCCUGUUAGCUUCGGUAUAUUCAGAUGCCACUUUCCGUCUUAUUUCUGGAAGAAUAGGUGGGUUGUUUUCUGGAUCACCACCAACUGAAAUCAUCAGUUCAGCUGGUUCUUCAAGCAGCGAUUCAAGCAUCGCAAUGGAGUUUUCUUUGUGCUCAAGGAAAUUAAAGAAUCGAUUACUCCACAUUUGGUAUUUUCCUUUCCUGAGACUGUGAGGAGUACUGCUGUUCCCUUGGACAUUGAAUUCUAAGGCCAUUGCUGUAUAAAACUGACCGUUCGAGAGAAUUGAUCAAAAGAUUUUCAGAGGCAGAGUUGUCGAAAAUCAGAUGUCGAGAUCUGAAUAUCGAGAUUUGGGAUUUCGAUAAAGGAGGUCCGGUUUCGAGAUUUGAUAUCGAGAUUAGGAUGUCGAGUUUUGAAAUCUCGAGAUUUCAAAUGUCGAGAUGUAGAUCUCGAGAUUUGAGAUGUCGAGAAGUUAAACUCGAAAUCUUAUUUCGAGAAGUCAAAUGUCGAGACCAGAUGUCGAGACCUUAAAAUCGAAAUCUUGAUCUCGAGAUUUAGAUGUCGAAAUCCUCAAUGUCGAAAUCCUGCAAACUGUAAAAAUCAGAUAAGCAAAAUCUGAAGGUAGUUUCUUGUAGAGUAUGAUGUCGAGAUCCUCAGGUGAAGUUUUCAGCUCGAAAUACUUGGCAGAACCUGUUUAAAACCUAGAUGUCGACCUAGCUACUCGAAAUAUCUCAAGUACAGAAAUUGCAGAAAACGAAAUCUGAAGUAUACCCCUUGAUCGCUUCGAAACGACGAUUCUAAGAGUGUAAGUUUUACAACUUUUUAACAAGAAAUAAGAUUACAGAGUAAAAAAUCGACAGAAAGAACAACGUAAAGAAAAACAGAGUUCUUCUGCAGGCGUUCUUCUGAUCGGCUCUCGAUCGGCUCUGAUACCAAUCGAUAGUCCCUGUUUCUGUAACAGCAAUGAAUAACAGUAUAACAAAGAAGAUUAAACGUAAGGAUGAACACAGAUGAAUCGAUGUAAAACCCUCUUUGAUAUACCGUGAACUCGUACACAGAAUGAUUUGCGCUUAAGGCUAUAAUGAAUAAGUACGAAAGUUAACCUAAUCCUGACACCUCGGCUCCCUUUUUAAAGGCGAGGUUCAGGUAGGCGUGAAAGGCUUUUAGCCUGUUUGUAUGGGCCUAACACUUGGCCCAUAUUCUAUCUAAUAAAUGCACUUAUUUAAUACAAGGAAUAAUAAUAAAGCUAAUCUAUUACAAGAUAAAUGACAAACUUGAUUCACAAUUAAAUGAUCUUCAACAUUUAUAACGGCGGAUAGCUGAGAGUAUCCCUCACAAUCAGCAUACAAGGGUUGAUCGCCAGCUUUUAAAACAUCUUGAAAUCUCUCAGCUAAACCUUCAUCUACAUAAGGUUGAUAAAAUAUCGGAUCUUCAUCUUCAUCUGGUUGAUACGAGGUCGAGGCUUCAGGAGAAUCGUUAGAUAGUUGUGGGGGGUUGAACUGAGACAUCGAUGCACCGUAUGCGUCAUAUACCAUACGUUGCUCUCAUCUCAUUUCAGUAGGGUCUUCCCACGCAUUCAUCUCUGCAGGGAUGUUACGAGAAGAACUUACCGUUUGUAGUAAAACAGAUGGAUCCAAAGGUUCGCAAUGAGAAGUCCAAUUAUAAUAAUUGGGAACAAAACCGUCCGCGUACAAAUCCCACCCAACUUCGUCUGAGUGUUUAAAUUUGAGAUUUUUACACUUUGAACAUGGACAUCUGAUUUUAUCACCACUCAUAUAAGCCCGGUGUUCAAGUGUGAAUGCAAUAAACUCCCUGUUGAAGAUCAUUUAAUUGUGAAUCAAGUUUGUCAUCUAUCUUGUAAUAGAUUAACUUUAUUAUUAUUCCUUGUAUUAAAUAAGUGUAUUUAUUAGAUAGAAUAUGGGCCAAGUGUUAGGCCCAUACAAACAGGCUAAAAGCCUUUCACGCCUACCUGAACCUCGCCUAUAAAAAGGGAGCCGAAGGUUCAGGAUUAGGUUAAAUUUCGUACUUGUUCAUUAUAGCCUUACACAAAUCUUUCUGUGUACGAGUUCACGGUAUAUCAAAGAGGGUUUUACAUCGAUUCAUCUGUGGUCAUCCUUACGUUUAAUCUUCUUUGUUAUACUGCUAUUCAUUGCUGUUACAGAAACAAGGACUAUCAAUUGGUAUCAGAGCCGAUCGAGAGCCGAUCAGAAGAACGCCUGCAGAAGAUUCUGUUUUUCUUUACGUUCUUUCUGUCGAUUUUUUACUCUGUAAUCUUGUUUUUUAUUAAAAAGUUGUAAAAGUUACACCCUUAGAAUCGUCGUUUCGAAGCGAUCAAGGGGUAUACUUCAGAUUUCGUUUUCUGCAAUUUCUGUACUUGAGAUAUUUCGAAUAGCUUUGUCGACAACUAGGAUUUAAGCAGGUUCUGCCAAGUAUUUCGAGCUGAAAACUUCACCUGAGGAUCUCGACAUCAUACUCUACAAGAAACUACCUUCAGAUUUUGCUUAUCUGAUUUUUACAGUUUGCAGGAUUUCGACAUUGAGGAUUUCGACAUCUAGGAUCUCGAGAUCAAGAUUUCGACUUUAAGGUCUCGACAUUUGACUUCUUGAAAUACGAUUUCGAGCUUAACUUCUCGACAUCUCAAAUCUCGAGAUCUUCUUCUCGACAUUUGAAAUCUCGAGAUCUUUAAUCUCGACAUCCUAAUCUCGACAUCAAAUCUCGAAACCGGGCCUCCUUUAUCGAAAUCCCAGAUCUCGAUAUUCAGAUCUCGACAUCUGAUUUUCGACAUUCUGCCUCUGAAAAUCUUUUGAUCAAUUAUAUCGAACGGUCAGUUUUAUACAUCAAUGGUCUCAGAAUUCAAUGCCCAAGGGAACAGCAGUACUCCUCCCAGUCUCAGGAAAGGUGAAAACCAAAUGUGGAGGAAUCGAUUCCUUAAUUUCCUUGAGCACAAAGAGAACUCCGCUGCGAUGCUUGAAUCGUUGCUUGAAGGACCAGCUGAACUGAUGAUUUCAGUUGGUGGUGAUCCAGAAAACAACCCACCUAACGAAGUACCUCCUUCAAGCAAUACCUAACGAAGUAUAUGUUCUCAUUGAUAGCAUGCAAACAGCAAAGAAAAUGUGGGAUGAGAUAGAGAAACUGCUCCAAGGCACAAACAUUAGCCUUAAAACCAAGAAGACAACAAUUCUUAUUGCUUAUGACUCCUUCAAAGCAGGCCCGAGAGUAUUCAGGUUAGAUCAUAUUAGCCUUAAAACCAAUGAACUUAGAAAAAUCAAAGUAUUCAGGUCCAACUUGGAACUGAAUAUAAGAUUUCUAUCCAGCCUGCAUGGGAAAAUACGGUGAAGGAUGUUAGAUCUCGCAUUGACUUGGAUGAAAUUGACCUCUGCACUCUAUAUGAACAUUUGAACCAAUUUGGCAAUGAGGUUGCUUGUGCCGAGGAUCAUCACACCACAAAUCCCCUGGCUCUUGUGAUGGAAGCUCAGCCCCAAAGGACAACCACACCACUGAAGAAGAAGAAAAAGAAGAAGGUGGUGGUUGAAUCAGACGAUGAUGAAAGUGAUGACGACAAAUCUGAUCUGGAGACUGAGCUUGCAGACUUACAGAAAAAGAUGGCACUGCUUGCCAAGAGAUUUGCAAAGAAGAACAGCUCCUCCAACAAACUGAGAACCUACUCCUCAAACUACAAACAGAAGAACCAUGAACAAGGAUCUUCUAGGAAGGUGCCAUCGGCUGAAGAUGCCCCCAAAUGCUACAAUUGUGGAAAGGCUGGACAUGUCAUCAAAGACUGUCGCCUCCCAAAGAAGAAGGAUGCAAACUUCUACAAGCAGAAGAUGUUGUGGAAUAAGCAGAAAAUGCAAAUGGUGCAGAAAGAAGAAGAAACUUCUGCAAUGAUGGCUGAGAAUGAUAACUGGGCAGAAGAUACUUCUGAUGAGGAGGAGGAAGAAAACUAUGCCCCGAUGGCACGAGUGGAGGAAAAAGAUGAAAGAAAGGGUGAUGCUGCGAUCCCCGAAAGUGAAUGAUCAACAAGCUCUGUAAGUACCUCUCAUACUCCUUUAAAUAAUCAAAAUCAGUCCUUACUUGAGAAGGACAAUCUAAUUAAAGAACUAAAGGAGAGAUUAGACAAUAAUCGCAGGAUACUGAAACAGAAUCUAGACCAAAAGUCUUCUCUAAGUGUUCAACUUGAAAUUGCGAAAGAUCAGGUCAAAAAGGUGUCCUCAGAUUUUGAAAGUUUUGAACUUAAGAUAGCUGAAUUAACUAAGAAUUUUGAGGAUAGUGAACGAGAAAAAAGCACAACAAAAGCUGAAUGCGACUUUUUGCAUAAUAAGAGAAGAACACUUUUAAAUAAAAUAAAAGAACUAGAGGAUCUAGCUGCUAAGAGAGGUCAGUCUGAACAGACAAUUUUUCUUAAUCGAAUAAAGGAUGACCGAUUUUACAAUCCUAGAAUAGGACUGGGCAUAACCAACCCAUGGGACUAGGGUUUGGUGAGGAAAUGUAUGUUCGAAGUGAUGAUGAAAACGCUGAAGCAGAAGAAGGAAAAAAGAAAGAACCCUAAAGCUGCGAUUUCUUGUGAUUAUCCCUCUGUUAAUGAAAAACAACUUUCACAAAAAGAAUCUAGUUCCUGCUUUAGUUAAAAUCUUGACCCUUAUACAAAAGAUAUUUCACACAUAGGACAUAUUCUAGACCCACCCCCAAGAGUAGGUAUCUCUAAAACUGGAGAUGACCUUGUAUUUUUCCUAUGGCUCAAAAACUCAAAAACCUCCAGAAAACUCUUGAUAACGAGAGAGAGAUUUGAAACUGAAAAGAGAGGUUUUGAGAGCAACUGGCAGGAACUUCUUCAAAAGUUCAAUGAAUUAAGUGAGCAGUAUCAUGCUAAAACAGCCCCUUCUACUUCUAAUAAUAAGUCUGACAGUUCACACACCUCACCAAUGAAAACCAAGUUUUUAAAAGGUUCGUCCACUCAUCUCUCUUCUCCUUUGUUUACAGGAAAUGAAGUGAAGAAGGAAGGAGAAGAGAAGAGUGAGUGGAGGAAGAAGAGGGAGGAAAUCGCAGAAGGCAAAAAGAAAGUUUUUGAUAAUAAAGCCAGCCCUAGAUCUAGUUCUAUUUUUUUAUUCUAAAGUUAAUUGUAAUUCUGUCUCUGAGAAACAAACUUCUAGUAGUUCAGUCUUGAGUCCCAAGCUGAAUAUUUCUGAGACUUCUUCUAGACAUCGUUCAAUUCAUAAUUCAAGUAUUGCUUAUGGUUAUUCUGUUCCAGACCCCCAUAAUUAUGAAUGUGAUGUGAAUGUUGUUAAAGCAAAGUCUCACAGAAAGCUCAAACCAAAAAGAGAAACCGAGAACAGAACUUCUAAGGGAAUAUUUUGUAUACCUGAUAUGAAAUAUGCUCUUCGAGUUCAUUCAAGGAAACAUCUUAAUCGGCUUUCUAAAGAGGAAAUUUUUAAAACCAAACUUAAGAAACAACCAUUCAAUCACAAAGCUCAUGUCUACUCUCCUCCAAAACCUAAAACUGAAAUGUGGGUUCCCAAGAUAAGACCCACCAAAACUGAGACCGAAAGAUGGGUCCCCAAGAUGAGACCUACCAAGCCUGAAACAGAUAGGUGGGUCCCCAAACGCAGACCCACCAAAAAUGAACCUGAAAGGUGGGUCCCCAAAAACAGACCCACCAAGACUAAAACGGAAAGGUGGGUUCACAAAAUCGGACCCACCAAAAUGGAAACUGCUAAGUGGGCUCCAAAAACCAGACCCACUGCAAAAGCAGAUCUGGCUAUUGGAGAGCCCACAAGAGAAAGAUCUUUUGUUGAAAAAGCUGUUGAUCUUGGAUCACAGCUAAAAGCAAGAUUUAGAAAGGUGUUUUUUGUUGAUAAGGAAGGACCCACUCAAAGAUGGGUACCUAAACCUGUUUGAUUGUUUUGCAGGACGGUCAUGUGUGGCACUUAGACUCAGGAUGCUCAACCCACAUGACCGGAAUAAAACACCUAUUGAGCAACUACACCAACUGUUACGGAGGCAAUGUCAGAUUUGGGAAUGAUGCCUCAUCUCCUAUUCUAGGGUAUGGGGACGUCAUCUGUGCCAGUGUCACUAUCAAAGAUGUUUCAUUUGUCAAAGGGCUCAAACACAACUUACUCAGAAUUGCGCAAUUCUGUGACAGCGGGAUGGGAGUAAGGUUCUUUGCAAAACAAUGCUGUGUUCUUGACAGCAUUGGGAAUACAUUAUUAACGUGUUACAGAACAUCAAAUUUGUACACUAUUGAACUGAAAAGCGUUCAAUCCACCACUUCCAUCUGUCUGUUGUCCAAAGCUUCAACAGAACAGAACAACCUAUGACACAAACGUCUCUCCCAUCUGAAUUUCAAGCAUCUUUCAAUCCUGUCCUCCAAGAAUGGGCUUCCUCUGUUAAAGUCUUUCGCUGAAAAUCAUUGUAGUGCCUGCAAAAUGGGCAAAAUGACGCGAAGCUCCCACAAGUCGAAAACAGUACCAUCAUCUACACAUCAGCUGCAGCUAAUUCACAUGGAUCUGUGUGGACCUAUGAGAGUCCAAAGCAUUAACGGUCGCAAAUACACUCUGGUGAUCGUUGAUGACUUCUCUAGGUACACAUGGACAAAAUUUCUCCGUUCAAAAGACGAGGCUGCAGAAAACAUUAUGACCUUUAUCAGGACCAUCCACAAAUUGCUACAGCACAGUGUUCAAAUUGUAAGAACUGACAAUGGUACCGAGUUCAAAAAUCAAACUCUCACUGAGAUCUAUGAAUCUCUCGGUAUCACUCAGCAAUUUGCAGCAGCUAAAACUCCCCAACAGAACGGAGUUGUUGAGAGAAAGAACAGAACCCUUGUUGAAGCAGCACGCACCAUGUUAAUCCAAUCCAGACUGCCUCACUUCAUGUGGGCAGAGGCAAUCAAUACUGCGUGCUUCACCCAGAACAGAACAUCCAUUCAUAAACGCUUCAACAAGACUCCAUAUGAAAUUCUCUUCAACAGAACUCCCGACAUCUCUUUCUUCAAGGUUUUUGGCUGCAAGUGCUUCAUACUAAAUGAUCGGACAGAGAGAAGUAAGCUGGACCCCAAAGCCAGAGAAGGCGUGUUUAUUGGCUACUCACUGCACUCCAAAGCUUACAGAGUCUAUCUAAGAGACAAGCGCACUGGCAUCGAGAGUGUAAAUGUUACAUUCUAUGAAAUGGCAGAUUUCGCAAUCGAACAUCUACAGGCUGAUCCAUCACAUGCUGUACCAGUGGCUUCUGAUAAAGCUGAACCAAACAUAGAACACGAAGAUGUGAUUCUCGAUUCUCUUUUCAGAAACUUCUACGAGAACUCACAAUCUCCACCUCCUCCAUGCUCACCAGCUUCAACAUCAACUCCAACAGCAGAGAUUCCGCUCCUCACAGGCACAGACGAUGUACCAUCCACACCCUCAACCCCUCAAUCCAAUCUCAGAGGUGUGGAUGAUCACGGUUUUGCUACAAGUCCAGAAUCAUCUCCACUGCACACCACAGCUGCUCCAGAGCCCUCAAACUCCUAUCAGGACUCGGAUCAACCAAUCAUUACUCCAACUCCUCUAGCUCAUGAGAGGAAAUGGACGAGAGCACAUCCCGUUGAUCAGAUAAUAGGUGCUCCAAGUCAAGGUGUGCGCACAAGAUCCGCAACGAUGAAUGAAUGCCACUUCGCAUGCUUCCUAAGCCAGUCAGAACCAUCAAAAGUCUCUGAUGCACUACUUGAUCCAGAUUGGGUGAUUCGAUGCAAGAUGAACUCAAUCAGUUUGACAGACUGGAUGUAUGGUCACUGGUACCCAAGCCUCAGAGAAAGACUAUCAUUGACACGAAGUGGGUAUUCAAAAAUAAAAAGGAUGAAGAAGGAACAGUUGUAAGGAACAAGGCAAGGCUGGUCGCAAAGGGAUAUCAUCAACAGGGAGGCAUAGACUACGAUGAAACGUUUGCGCCCGUAGCUAGAAUUGAAGCAAUCUGCCUCUUUCUUGCGUACGCAGCGCACAAAAACUUCACCGUCUUUCAGAUGGACGUGAAAACAGCUUUUCUAAAUGGGACUUUAGAAGAAGAAGUCUAUGUUGCUCAACCUGAAGGAUUUGUAGAUCCAAAAUUCCCAAACCAUGUAUACAAGCUCAAGAAAGUUCUCUAUGGGUUGAAACAGGCACCCAGAGUUUGGUACGAUGCCUUGACCGAAUUUUUGAUUGAUUCAGAUUUCUCUAAAGGAAAGAUUGAUACUACUAUGUUUAUCAAGCGACAGAAAUCUGACAUCAUUCUGAUUCAGAUCUAUGUCGAUGACAUCAUCUUUGCCUCAUCAAUCCCACACCUUUGCCAACAUUUUGAGAAACUGAUGAAAACAAAGUUAGAGAUGAGCAUGAUGGGUGAACUUAACUUCUUCUUAGGCCUGCAAGUAAGACAACUCUCUGAUGGCAUUUUCAUCAAUCAGUCCAAAUACAUUCUGGAUUUGCCAAAGAAAUUCAACAUUGAAGGCAAAUCUUCCAUGACGACCCCUAUGUCCCCAAACAAUAAACUGGACCAGACCCCUCCGGAAAGCCAGUUGAUGCUACGAAUUACAGGGCCAUCAUUGGAUCUUUGUUGUAUCUCACUUCGUGAAAUUAAGAUAGGCACUUAGGAAUUAAGGUAGUAAUGUCUCACUCAAUGGUGGCUCACUCAAGCUUGAGGAUAUGACCUUCCCAAGCUAACUCUCUUCUCUCUCAAAGAGGCUCUCUAACUCUCUAGCUUUCUCACUCUAGGAAGUGGAUUCUCUCUUGCUAGGAUUGCUAGGAUUAGGAUUGGGAUGGAUAGGAAUGAAGGCUCCUACUCCUAUUUAUACUACUCCACCUCCAUAAUGAGUGGUGGAGAAUAUUUCUCUAGAAUGAUCUACAUGACUACCUAUUCUAGAGAAUUCCAUGGAAUCUCUACACCUCUCCAUUCUCUUCCAUAUGCUUCCAUACUCUUCCAUAAGCUUCCGGAAGGUUCCACACAUCUCUAGAAUAUUCCAGAGGAUUCCACAUUAUUCCGCAAGCUUCUAGAGAGUUCUAGACUUCUCUAGGAUUCUCCGCAAUGUUCUAGAAAAUUUUAUACUUCUCUAGAAAGCUCUAGAAUUUUCUAGAACCUCUCCAAUUAAGUAGGGAUCCCAACAAAUCUCCCCCUCCCAACUUAAUUGGGGGGUUGUAGCAAACUUGCACCUUGACAACAAUCUUCGAACUUCUUUGUCGGUAUAACCUUGGUCAUCAUGUCUGACCAGUUCUCGUCUGUGUGAACCUUGUCAAGAGGCAAUUUCUUUUCUUCGAGGACUUCUCGGAUCCAAUGAUACCUUGUAUCAAUGUGCUUCGUGCGGGAAUGAAAUGUUGAGUUCUUCGCCAAGUAAAUUGCACUUUGAUUGUCACACUUCAACACGUACCUUUCUUGAUCUAUUCCCAGCUCGAGCAACACAUUCUUCAUCCACAUCAUCUCCUUGCAAGCUUCAGUAGCUGCGAUGUACUCUGCCUCUGUGGUGGAUAAUGCAACACACUUUUACAGCUUUGAUUGCCAGGAAACAGCCCCCCUGCAAAAGUAGUUAGGUAUCCCGAUGUUGAUUUCCUUGAAUCAAUAUCACCGGCCAAGUCUGCAUCUGUGUAUCCUUCUAACACAGGUUUUCCUUUUCCAAACCAUAAACAUCUUUUGGAAGUUCCACAUAAAUACCGGAGGAUCCAUUUGACCGCUACCCAAUGUUCACUCCCAGGGUUGGCCAAGAAACGACUAACGACUCCAACUGCAUAGGCGAUAUCUGGUCUUGUGCAUAUCAUUGCAUACAUGAGUCUGCCUACUACAGAUGAGUAUGGAAUCUUCUUCAUUUCCUCCUUUUCUUUCUCACUUGUGGGACUUUGCUUCGAACUCAACCUGAAGUGUCCAGCAAGUGCCUACUACAGACGAGUUAUUCUCAUCCGAAGGAUUUGUUUAGCCGGUCCCAAAUCUUUCAUGGCGAAGCUCUUGCUUAGAUCUUUCUUCAAAGCAUCUAUCUUUACGUGAUCUUGUCCAACAAUCAACAUAUCAUCAACAUAGAGUAGAAGUAUGAGAAAGUCGCCACUUGCAUACCUCUUUAUGAAGACACAAUGAUCGCUCUUUGUCUUUGUAAAAUCAUGCUCUGCCAUGAAGGACUCAAACUUGUUGUACCACUGUCUCGGUGCUUGUUUGAGGCCAUAUAGACUCUUCAUGAGGCGACAUACUAGGUUUUCCUUGCCCGGAACUUUGAACCCUUCGGGCUGCUCCAUGUAGAUCUCUUCCUCUAGGUCGCCGUGAAGGAACGCUGUCUUGACAUCGAGUUGUUCAAUCUCCAAAUCUUGCGCCGCUGCUAGGCCAAGAACAACUCGGAUGGAUGACAUCUUUACCACAGGAGAGAAUAUUUCCUCAAAGUCGAUACCUUUUUCUUGAUUGAAUCCUUUGACAACCAAUCGAGCUUUGUAACGAGGCUUUGAGCUAUUGUCUUCGGUCUUGAUUCGAUACACCCAUUUAUUCUUUAAGGCUCUUCUCCCUUUUGGCAGCUCCACAAGUUCAUAAGUGUGAUUCUCAUGCAAGGAUUACAUCUCUUCUUGCAUGGCUCUUCUCCACUCUUCCUUAUGAACAUCACAGAUUGCUUCUUUAUAACUUUGUGGCUCCCCCUCAUCCGUGAGCAUCACGUACUCCUCGGUGUUGUACCGAGUGGAUGGUCUUCUCUCCCUUGAGGAUCGCCUCGGCUCUGGUGCUGGCAGAGAACUAGAUUGAGGAUCUUCCUGAGUUGGUUCAUCAUGAGUCUCCUGGUUUCUUUGCUCUAACAGGCUUAUGGUCCGGUGCUCCUGCUGCUUCUCAAUCUUGGCUUCUCCGAGUUUUUAAUGUCUUCAAUUGUUUGGUCUUCGAAGAACACCACAUCUCUGCUACGAACAACCUUCUUGUUGAUUGGAUCCCAUAACGGAUAACCGAAUUCAUCCUUGGGUGAGCGAAGGUAUAUGCACUCCUUCGUCUUUGCGUCGAGCUUAGCUCGCUCAUCUUUGGGGAUGUGAACAAAUGCUCUGCACCCGAACACCUUAAGAUGAUUGUAUGAAGCCUUUUUGCCCGUCCAUACUUCCUCUGGGAUGGCGCCGUUCAAAGGAACCGAUGGUGUGAGGUUGACGAUGUCAACUACGGCCAUUAUAGCUUCUCCCCAAAAGAAUUUGGGUAACUUAGCCUGAGAGAGCACACAACGGACUCUUUCUUCAAUAGUUCUAUUCAUUCUCUCAGCUAGCCCAUUCAAUUGUGGUGUCUUGGGUGGAGUCUUCUCUAGCCCAAUGCCAUAUUUCUUGCAAUAGGCUUCAAAGGGACCUCUAUACUCACCUCCAUUGUCAGAUCGUACACACUUGAUCUUCCUUCCUGUCUCACGUUCUACAAGAGCGUGGAAUUCCUUGAAAGCGUCAAGUACUUGAUCCUUUGAUUGUAACAGGUGCAACCAUACCUUCCUUGAAUGAUCAUCAAUGAAGGUCACAAAGUACAACGCACCACCAAUAGAUCUCUCGGACAUUGAGCACACAUCGGUGUGUACAAGGCCGAGGAUGUUCUUUCUCCUUGUGGGCAGAGAAGAUCUUUGGAAAGAAACCCUUUGUUGUUUUCCAGCUAAACAGUGUGCACAAGGAUCAAGUGAAUUACCUUUCACGUCCGGGAGGAGUUGUUUUCGAGCAAGUAUGUGAAGGCCCUUCUCACUGAUGUGACCAAGUCGUUUAUGCCAUACUUCCAUGUCAUCAGUGGUUAUAUUUACCUCUCCUUUGCAGAGCUUAGCUUGCAUCACAUACAACGAUCCUUCCUUCUUUCCUCUAGCCAUGACUAGACUUCCUUUGGUGAGCUUCCAUUUUCCUUCACCAAAAUAAUUCAUCAGACCAGCAUCAUCUAACUUUCCAGCGGAGAUAAGAUUGAGGCGCAUGGCCGGGACAUGCCUCACAUCUUUGAGAACAAGCUUGCAUCCGGUGCUAGUUGUCAGGACGAUGUCUCCUAUCCCAACGAUCUUGCUCCUAUCUUGGUUUCCCAUUUGAACCGUAUCGAAGUCACCACUUUGGUAGGAUGAGAAGAAACUUCCAUGGGGAGUGACAUGGAACGAAGCACCAGAAUCGAUAAUUCAGGAGCUAUCAUCACAAGCAAUGUUUAGGAUAUUACCUUCUCCAACGAGAUAUAGCAGAUCUUCUUUUGCGACUACGGCAGUGGUACUCUUCUCUUCUUACUUCUUCGUUGGGGUGACUUGGUCUGGUUUGACGUUACCGGCCUUCUGGUCUCUCUUGAAGGAUCGACACUCCAUUUUCCUGUGGCCUAUUCUUCCACAGUAGUAGCAUGUGAUCUUCGAGCGUGACUUGGACCUACCUCGAGAUUAUUGCGGAUCUCGGCUUUUACUGCGUCCACGAGUCUCAUUUCUACCCCGGUUCUCGAUAACAUUAGCCUCGGGAUGCAUAGACUCACCUCGUUCCAUUCUCCUUGAUUCUUCGCCAAGAAGACUAUCACUGACGGUGUCCAUGGUUAGCCUUCCUUCCGGAGCUGAGUUACUAAGUGUAACCACGAGUGUGUCCCAACUUUCUGGCAAGGAACUAAGGAGUAGAAGGGCUUGCAACUCGUCAUCAAUCUUCAUCUCGGUUUUUGUUAGUUGAUUUAUGAGCCCCUUGAUGUUAUUCAAGUGUUCAAUCAUACUUUGGCCAUCCUUAUACUCCAAUUUCACCAACCGUCGAAAUUAAUUGGCUUUAUUACGAGGUGUCUUCUUUUGAAUCAUGGACUCAAGUUUUGUCCAUAAUUCAUAAGCAUUCGUGUAAGUGGACACAUGCUCGAAGAGGGAUUUGUCGAUGUACUUACGGAUCAUAGCAACGGCUUUCCGAUUCAGUAGCUCCCAUUGAGCGUCACUCCUGCCUUCCACCUUCUCUUUGUAGAUGAUGGGCUCAUGCAAAUCCUUGCAGUAUAAAUGGUCUUCCAUCAUUGGCUUCCAAUAUGAGUAGUUGUUGGCAGUUAGCUUGAACAUGUCUCCAUCAUGGGCGACGUUAUCCUCCAUCUUGAACUAUACGAGCUGAUGACAACCUCAAAUGAACCUGGCUCUGAUACCACUGUUGGGAAAAAACUCCGGAAUUUCCCGCUUCGUGAAAUUAAGAUAGGCACUUAGGAAUUAAGGUAGUAAUGUCUCACUCAAUGGUGGCUCACUCAAGCUUGAGGAUAUGACCUUCCCAAGCUAACUCUCUUCUCUCUCAAAGAGGCUCUCUAACUCUCUAGCUUUCUCACUCUAGGAAGUGGAUUCUCUCUUGCUAGGAUUGCUAGGAUUAGGAUUGAGAUGGAUAGGAAUGAAGGCUCCUACUCCUAUUUAUACUACUCCACCUCCAUAAUGAGUGGUGGAGAAUAUUUCUCUAGAAUGAUCUACGUGACUACCUAUUCUAAAGAAUUCCAAGAAAUCUCUACACCUCUCCAUUCUCUUCCAUAUGCUUCCAUACUCUUCCAUAAGCUUCCGGAAGGUUCCACACAUCUCUAGAAUAUUCCAGAGGAUUCCACAUUAUUCCGCAAGCUUCUAGAGAGUUCUAGACUUCUCUAGGAUUCUCCGCAACGUUCUAGAAAAUUCUAUACUUCUCUAGAAAGCUCUAGAAUUUUCUAGAACCUCUCCAAUUAAGUAGGGAUUCCAACACUCUGUAAGCUCAGAGCUUCAACUGGCUGACUUGUUUACUAAUGCAUUGGAUGAAAAAGUUCUUGAUCUCGAGAUUUGGAUCUCGAAAUCUUGAUCUCGAGAUUUGGAUCUCGAAAUACUGAUCUCGAGAUUUGGAUCUCGAAAUCUUGAUCUCGAGAUUUGGAUAUCGAGAUUUGGACUUGAAAUGUUUUUUCAAAAAUUCCACCCGCAUAAAUUGUCUGAAACCUGCAAACCAAAACUCUUUCAAUCUAAUCUCAGAGAAAUCAAACCGAUGAAUUUCAUAUGCUGACCCCCUGCUUUUACAGUUCAUAAUGGCAGGAACACGUCAACCACAGAUUGACGAUGCCAUCUACCCUAAGGGCAAGUGGAUCAAGGUGCUGGACAAUAACUUCGAGCUAGACAUCACCGUCUUCAAGUGCCAGAACCCGAUCAUUCCGGCCAUAAUGAAUGGUCACUAUCUCUGGCUUGCACUUCACAACGCUAAACCAGUGCCAGAGAUAUACCUACAACAACUUUGGGGCCACAUGCAUACUGAAUCAACGAAGGACCGCUCCAGAAUCAAGUCCAAACUGAAUGGCAUGCGCGUAAUUCUGACAACGUCUACAUUGCGAUCUACACUAGCGCUGCCAGUUCAUGACUCGUAUGAUGCGCUGUCAUCCAUCCCUGAUCUGCUCAAAGACGUGGCAUCUCUCGGAUACACCUCACUACUGCCACAACUGUCAAACUUCAACGGAGCCUAUCUCCAUCACCCGUGGAAGAGUCUAUUCGGACUGAUGAAUAAGUGCCUGUCGCCAAAGCAUGCCGGGUUUGACAAGUGCAACAAGCAGAUCCUGCUAAUCUUUCACGGCAUUGCAUUCAACAAAAACUACGACAUGACACCACUCUUUUUCUCAGAGCUCAUGGACCUGGUCAAAGCGAAAGAGAAAAACAGGCUAGGUACCAUCCCAUACGCAAGGUGGCUAGGGCUGAUCAUUCAUGAUUGCAUGGCAGAGCACACCAACAUCCCGAGACGCAGUGCUGAUCCACACUACACCGCCCCGAAGCUGCAGUACUUCAAAGCAGACAAAAACCCUGUCUUCGGUCUACGGAUUCCUGGGAUUCUGCUCCAACUCGUCAAAUCAUCAAAUCCGGCAGUCAAACAGUACCAAGAGAAUAUUGAGAGAACUGUCCCUAUGGUUCAGCAAAACCCAGCUGGACCUACCCAGGGGACAAAGCGGAAUGUAAGAAAGUCCAGAAGCCACAGAAACCAGUGCCGGUUUGCCCCAUGAAGGAAAGUCUGACGACUCUCUCGAGACGAGUCAGACGGCUGAGGGCACCGAAACAGACGUUGAGGAAUCUGCCGAUGAGUCAUCAAGUGAUGCCCAAACAAACACUGACGAUGAGGCAUCCGAGAGCGUGGGUACGGAUAGCGAGGAUUCUGGCUCUGAUGAUGAUGAUGAUGAUGACAGUGAAGACGUUGAGCACACCUAUGCUCUAAUCCGAAAAGGAAAGCUGCAUGUCGAAUCUCCAAAGAAGAUCACUGCUGAAGACGCAACACCAAUAAUCGCAGGCAGACCCAAAGUCUUCACUAUCAAAGAGCUGACUAAACCAAAAAGCGAUCCCAGAGAAACAAACUGCUCCAAGGAUGACUAUGAUGAAGCAGCCCAUACUAUCAAGAAUUCCAAAGAUGUAGUUAUCCGGGAGAAAAGGGCUAAGAUUAAAAAUGACAAAGCUGCUAAGUCAAAGCCUCAGCCUAGCGUCAGAACACAACCAGUAUCCUCCACCCCUCUAUCUCACCAAUCCAUCAAUCAAAUACCCAUUCCUUCACAUUCUCGGGGAACCCAGGAUACAGAACUAGUAUUCUCCCCACGCCCGACCACACCCUUCAUCGAUCUCUCUUCACUACCUUUCGAAACCCUGGCAUCGGCUUUGCUGGACCAUCUUCUAAACAUCCCUGAAGCCAAACUUACCCUCCACCAGCAAGCCAUUCUCGAAGCCCUCCUUUCUUCUCCUGAAACCAAAAGCAAAUGCAAGGACAAUCCUCGUGGUCGCAAACGUUCCCAUGAGGACCCCGAUGAUUCGGAUCCUCAUGAGGGGGAGAACAAGCGGCCACGACCACUUGAGAAAACUGCUUUACCUAGCCAAACUCCACAGCCCAUUCAACCAGAAACCUCUACCAACCAACAGCCACCACCCGCAACCAAACUCUCUAGCCUGGUCGAGUUAGACGCAACAUCCCGAGGCGUAUCUCCUAGAGAUACCAACCGAGGAGGGGAUGGAAGUCCUGAUGAUGCUACCACUGGUACAUCUUUUACAUCAGGCCAUCAGUUAGAACCCCGUUCAAAGCUGAUGACAACAGGAAAUCCUAGUGAACCCGGUGUUUCGAUUAACAGGCCCCCGUCUCCAAAAGGUCAACCUGCCACUACCAUUCUGUCGUCAGAUUAAAUGCAUGAUCAGCUAGAAGAUAUCAUUAUUCACAACAAAUGGCCCAGACAGUGGACAGAGAUGGAUCAAAUCAUGCAGGAUGAAGAGUGUGAAGAUAUGCAAAGGAACUGGUUCCUACGAGAACUCAUCAACAAAUGUGCUGAAGAUAUAAUCAGGCUCGAGGACGAUGAACGAAAGGAAUGGGAGAACUACAAGGAAUCUCAGAAAACACUGGAAUCUUUCGUCAGACAAUCAACGGGAAGACUUCCCAAGACUGAGAAACCUUGGGACAAUGUUCGAAUCAAAGCCCCCUUCCAAGAGGAAAUCAGAGAGCGUAUUUGGCGUAGACCAGACAAAGUCAACCCGUUGAAUGAACUGAAGCUACGAGGCCUUACCCAUCUCAAAGGAAAGCAGGCUGGAGGUCAUCUACAUAUGCUGUUGCAAAGGUCAACCGGUACUCAAAGAGAGCUGAUGGAACAAGACUUGAAAUCCAAUAUUCUCCCUAUUCAUCAAAUCCUGCAGGUUAAGGCUGAGGAUUAUCACGGAGUGAGAUUCUAUUCUUACAAGCUUCAACGCACUGAUGGGAGUGAAUUUACUUGCCAAGAAAAUGAUUUCAUCAUGUUUAAACCAGACGACAUCUAUCAAAUGUUUAUGGCUUAUCGAUACCUUCCAGUCAGACAAAGCAAAACAUACAGCGAAGGCCUUGCAGCAAUCAAAAGCUUCAUGCUCAGACAAAUCAGAGUGCACUCAUCUCACGACCUACAGAUGGCUAUUGAGUGCAACUUGACAAAAACAAAUCUUACAAAGCCAAGACUGUAUGGUCCAGACCUCAAAGACUUCCCAGCUUACCACAUCUUCUUCACACCGCCAGCAGUCACAUAUCUCAACCACAAGAACGAAAAAUGCCUGAUGGUGGUUAAUGAAAUUGAGAAAUAUUGUGAUGGAACGCUGAAGAUAAUCAAAGAAAAGCUGCUAAAGAUGAAGGAACAGCUAGAGCAAAAUCUUCAGGAGGCAUCGUCAUACGUUCAAAAGGAACACUCUACAGUGGAGACCAUUUUAAAAGCCAUCGACGAUCGCCUAGAAAAGAGAAACAUGCUAAGGCAAUACGAGCAUGCACUGAAUAUGAGGAAGCACUAUUUUAAAUCACAGAAGCAAUAACUCAGUGGCACUUGAUCACAAAGGGAGAGAUUGUUGAAGAUCAUUUAAUUGUGAAUCAAGUUUGUCAUCUAUCUUGUAAUAGAUUAGUUUUAUUAUUAUUCCUUGUAUUAAAUAAGUGCAUUUAUUAGAUAGAAUAUGGGCCAAGUGUUAGGCCCAUACAAACAGGCUAAAAGCCUUUCACGCCUACCUGAACCUCGCCUAUAAAAAGGGAGCCGAAGGUUCAGGAUUAGGUUAACUUUCGUACUUGUUCAUUAUAGCCUUACGCAAAUCUUUCUGUGUACGAGUUCACGGUAUAUCAAAGAGGGUUUUACAUCGAUUCA